This is a messenger RNA of Helobdella robusta, 633 nucleotides long. RefSeq lists its product as hypothetical. The record is from RefSeq and is a predicted model, not a curated record. NCBI's taxonomy places the organism in Eukaryota, Metazoa, Annelida, Clitellata, Rhynchobdellida, Glossiphoniidae. The transcript has 2 exons. The coding region runs from base 1 to 633 and encodes 210 amino acids.
AUGAACGGAUUCGUAAUUGAAAAUUAUCCAAUGAAUGAUUUAGAACUGGAAGGCAUUUAUGGAUAUGAACGAGCACCAAUGAAACGUGGAUUCUUCAUUCACCUCAAUGAUUUCAACAACAACGAAGAAAGGAAUGUUUCAGAUAUAUUCAACGAUCAAAUUGAAUCAGGUGGUUUGAAACAAAUUCGACCACUUUUACCAAGCAACGGAUUUUUUGAAGACGUGGUAGAAAAUAAAUCCAGACUAAUUAGCGAAGAUUUCAUUACUAAGGAUGAAAUGGGUGAAAACCUAAAUAUAGAAAUUUCCAGAGUUGCAAUGGAUUUGCAGAGUUGCAAAGAGACAAUGGAUUUUAAUAUUUCAAAAUUAGGAUUAAUGCGUGUGAAACCGGUUGACCCGAUGUUCGGAUUUUUUGAAAACCUUCUCUUCAUGCCAAACUCAGAAGUGCCUCAAUCUUUUAACUUCAAUGACGAGUUAGAAAAAAAUGAGAGCAUUGAUUUCAAUGACGAUGAAUUUGAGCUGGAACAUCCAACCUUCCUGAUGUAUUCUUAUGAUUUUGUCAAAAUAUCCACGCCAAUACACAUGUCGUCACUCCAUGAGUCAGACAUGGAAUUAACUGAUGAUGACGGUUUGUAA